AUGAGAGCUCCAGAUUACUAUCCAAAUAUGAUUAUGAUUAGGGGAAUGAUUAGAAAAGAAACAUUGAAAAGAAUUUUUAAGAUUAAAAGCUCCCAACAAAUGUCUACUAAAAGAAUCAGCAUUCGAAACAUUUCCUAUCCAAUUCAUCAUUCAGAAAGCACACGCGAUUCAUCUCAACGUAGCUCUUAUGCAAUGACACAAGGAUAUAUCUCUCAGCAAGACGCGAACUCUUCUCAUUACGUUAACAAUACAGUACGAUAUAUAGAUGUUGAUUCAAGACGACCUAUGACCGAACAACGAUCACCAACAGUUCAUCAAUUAACCAGUCUAAUCAAACGAUUUAUUUAUAGGAAUUUACAGAAAAGUCAGUCAACGACAACUUCAAGAAAUAUUCAAUCACAUCAAUCACAUUUAACUCAAACAAAUAUAACACCAUUAACAACUUUAUUUUCUACAUCAUCCAAUCAAAAUAACGAUAAUGUUAUGACAUCAGAUACAUCUGACCGUGAUGUAAAUCCAAAUCAUGACAAUUUACAACGAACUAAUAAUUCACUCAUUCUUGAAGUGAUAAAUAAAUAUUCAUUAAAUAAUAUUCUAAAUGAAAUCAUCAACCAACGAUCCUUACCUUUAACAUUAUGCAGGACUCGAACAUCUCAAGCCUUACGCCCAUCACUGCAUGUCAAUCGAUCAAUUCUUUCUUCAUCAGGACAAGUAUUUUCAGAAUUAAGGUCAGACAAUAAGAAUGAUGAACAAGAAGAAUGUUUGUUAUGUCUAGAAUCAUUAGAAAUACGUGGAGGUAGGAUGAUUAUUAAUCCGGGGUGUGGACAUUCCUUGCAUAUGAAAUGUUAUUUAGAAUACAUUAAACGAUUUAAGGAUAUUUGUUCCGUAUGUAGGAAAUCAUUUGCUAGUUGGGAUAAAUGA
This is a messenger RNA of Cetraspora pellucida, 921 nucleotides long. The record is from the annotation of a GenBank genome assembly. NCBI's taxonomy places the organism in Eukaryota, Fungi, Glomeromycota, Glomeromycetes, Diversisporales, Gigasporaceae.